Aureobasidium vineae is the source of this 2523-nucleotide messenger RNA. The record is from the annotation of a GenBank genome assembly. NCBI's taxonomy places the organism in Eukaryota, Fungi, Ascomycota, Dothideomycetes, Dothideales, Saccotheciaceae.
AUCGGUAUAGACCGCCUCCCAGUACGGCGUUCCAGCAAUGAGCCAAAGGAAGCCAUGAACUGCAAGAGUUGUCGCAAGAGAAAGACCCGGCAAAGAUCAAGUGCAACCGGCUGCGACCGUCUUGUGAAGCCUGUCAAGUCUUCAAUUGUGACUGCAUUUAUGAAAAGAGGUCCCAAGACCGACGUACUCGAAGCCCUCCUGAAACGUGUGAAUGGACUGGAGAAGAGGUUGAAAGACGAAGGGAAAGAUCCGGAUGAGGACAUACAAGAAGCAAUAAUCGCGGAAAGCGUGAAGGAUGCAGCGGACGAGAAGUUAUCCAAGAAGGCUCCUUCUCCACCAGAUGCUGUGGUGCCCCAAACAGCCGAAGCACAGCAAAUGCAGCAGCAGCGACCACAACCCCCGCAGCGUCAUCCGAGCAUAGGCUUCCCAGACCAAUUGAUGCGCCAGCAAGCCCCAUCUGCCCUCCAAAACAACACCCUUCUUGAUGCAUACUUCAAACGGAUACACAGCAAGCCAUAUUAUAUCCUCGAUGAAGCUGCCACUCGCCAGCGAUGGCAGACCGGACAGCUUCCCCCAAGCGUCAUCAAUGCCAUCCAUGCCGUUACUGCUAGCGAGGAAUGCGCAGUGCGUGCGCGGAACUUGAUGGAUACCGACGAUCCAACCAUCGAAAACGUACAAGUCCUGUUGCUACUCUCCAAUGCCUUCUUCCAGGCCGGCAAGGGCAAAAAGUCAUAUAUGCUUCUUGGUCAGUCCCGCCGUACACAUCUCAAUUCAAGACUUGCUGACUGUGACCAAAGCUNNAGUGCCAUAAGCAUGGCAUUUGCGCUCAGCUUGCAUCGUGAACUUCCUGCCGGCCUUCGCAUCUCGCCCAACGAACGAGAAGGUCGUCGAAAACUGUUCUGGACCUGCUAUAUCAUGGACAGCUUCCUUGCCUCGGGAUCCAAGCGGCCUUCUCUGAUCGCAGACGAAGCCAUCUUCUUACGACUGCCCGGAUGGCAAUCCGAUUCCACCUCGAUACCAUACGAAGGCAACUUUUUCUCUAACGGAAUAAAUCUUCCCAUGUCUGCGGGACCCGGAAGACUACAUCAAAGUGGUGGAUCCAUGUUGAUCGAAAUUUCAAGGAUAUUGGGCAUCACAAAUCGCUAUCUUGCUGCAGGCGGUGUGAAAGGCGACUCACACUUUCCAUGGCAUGCCCAGUCGAACCUAUCCAAGAUUCGGCAAGAUCUUGAUACCUGGGCUGCAAGCGCACAGGAUGCUUUCCUGUCAAUAGAAGCAUUGUUUGGCCAGACGGAAAGCCAGACACUGGUUUUGAGCAAGUUGGUUUACCAUCUCAUUCAUUGUUUGAUUUAUCGGCCCUUCCUACCCAUCGACCUUACCGAGCUUUCAGGUACUGGACAGCAUCAAUCCUGGCAGAUCGAAGCGACGAAUCUUUGUUUCCUGCACGCAAAUGCCAUUGCAGAGCUGACCGAGAUUGGCAAGCAUUCAUCUAUAACUGAUUGGCCGGCCUAUGUCGGAUACUGCCUUUGUACUGCUGGCACCAUUCACGUCCAUGGCGCACACUACCCUAGUCGAGAAGGAGAUGUCUUCACCAGGAGUGCCGAAUUUCUGUCCAAAGAGAUGUCUCAGCUAUCGGAAAUGCGUAUCGUCUGGGCCGGCGUGUUGCACCAACGGGAGACCCUGCAAACGGUUUACGGCUGUCAUUCUCAGCUGGUGAAAUCCUUGGCCACCAAUCCCAUGCGAUUCUCGCCUGUCUUCCAGAUGGAGGACUUCUUUGAUCGCUACCCUGGACAGUUCAUCGAUGGAGCACACGUCACAUUCGCUGAUAUCACUGUUGAAGCCUUGCACGAGAGUCUGCCAGCCUACAAUGGCUUCAACAAUAGCAACGGUGGCACUUGGCAGUGGGCACCACAAUCCCAAAGCGGACCUUCUGUUCCUUCUGUCACUGCGACGGCCAAAGCAUCUGUCAAUACCAACAACGACCAUCAUGUUUCUACAGCAAGUCGCAAACGCCGCCGCACGAACGACGCUGCCAGUCCUCCAAACCUACCCGUCGUGAUUCACGACCCAGCCCUCAAUCCUUUGUCGCCAGACUUCGCAAAUCCCUUGACCUCACCUGAUGCUACUGCUCACACCCAUCCGCCACAAACGAAAGCAGCAGACGAAACCCAAAUGUUUACCCAAAAUCCACUCUCGCCAUCAUUUUCCUUUUCGCCAUGGCAAUCCCACCUCUCGCUUCCCAUGGACCCUAAUCUCAACCUAGCACAAUUCGAUAACCUCUUCAGUAUACCGGGACAGAACACGCACUCGAAUACGACCUUUGACCAACAGACUCCAGGAGGGCUUUCGGCAAACGGUAGUGUGAAUACAGAAGGAGACAAAGAUCCGUUCAUGAGUCUUCUAGAGCAAUUGGCCGAGAACGAACAAACUGGUCAUGGGGGACCCAGCGAUCUGGACUUUUUCUUGUCUUCGAAUGGCGGGCAGGGUGGGUUCUUGAUGGGUUCGCCAGAAGAGUCAAAGAGAUGA